AUGGUGAUAUGCGGAUUGCUUUUGGUGCAUUCUGAUUGUGCGCCACUCAACCAUUCCCUGUCUUCAAACAACAACUCUCAUGUUCCAUCAUAUCUUGAUGCGUUCAAAGAGCUUAUAGCUCAACAUGUCUACGGUACCAAUGACAAUCACAAUCCCUCUGAUUCAACCAAGAACGAUGAUAUUUUCGAUUUGAAUAGUUCUAGAGAAUUCUUGCGAGCUAAAAGAAAUGCUCCACCUCCCGACAAGCUGAAAGAACUCAUCGACAAAUCGUCAAGUCUCGCUCGGAUUUCCAAUGGAAUCGCCCUCCAAUCUGGUCUCAUGGAUGGAACCAUCAAGAUAGAGGAUGCAGUCGGGGAAUUGCUCAAUUUAGGAACACUCAAGGUCUCGGAUGUCGUUGGAUUCGAAAUGGAUCCUGUGAAACAGUUGACGGGAAAACUAAAAGGAUUGCCGACCAAUCUGGACAAAUCUGUUGAAAAGUUGGAAAAAGUUGGAUUGGAAUGGAAAACGUUAGAGGAGAUGUCAAGGACAGUUGGUGAUGUGACAAAGCUAACCAAACCGGAGGAGUACUUCACGUCACUCAAAGACUAUGAAAAGAAGUUCAAUUUUGAUCUAUUCACAGAACCGAUCAAUAAAGUGGUAAACAUUCUGUCGAAAUUGGAAGGGAUAGAAAAACUAAAAAUCGAUGAAAAAACGGACAUAACCAAGCUGGAGACGGCUCAUCUGAAUUAUUUCAUUGGACUUCCCGGAAGUUUCAGAGAAGCAAUCGAUGAGCUUACUACUGUAAAAAAUACGCCCAACCUGUUCUCUGGAGUUGCCUUCAUCAUGGAUAGCUCAAAGACAUUCGCACCAUUUGGAGAAAUGGCAAAACUAAUUGAUUUUCGUCUGGACAAGUUGGAUGACCGACCGUCAUAUGAAACAGUAGAGAUUGUCAAGAAAAACUUCAAACAAUUGGAAGAUCUUGCUCCAAUGUUCUCCACGCCGCAUCUGAAAGUUUUGAACGAUGUCAUCGCAGCUAGAACUCGUCGUGAGCCUGUCAAACGGACAGUUACAACUGGAUUCGUGAAUGGAGCUUCUGAUCUGAAACAACUCGGAAAUGAUGUUAGAGAUUCAUGGAUUGUGUCGUUGUCUAAUAAUCUUGUGUCAUUGAAACGAUUAGAAAAUGGUCUGACACCUGUUCUGGAUAUCAAGAGACAGUUAGCUCCGGCAGAUGAAGCGUUGCUUAGUAUUUCCUCGGGAGAAUCUUCGAUGUUUUAUCUUGACAGUAUACAAAAGGAUGCGUCAACUUCAGUAAAAGACUCUUCUAAGUUGGCUGAAGUCUUCAACGAAUACGAAAAGUGUCGAAUGCUUCAUGCUCCAAUAGUAAAAGCCAGUUCAAUUCCAAGCCAACAACUUAUCGCUAAAAUUCUAAGCGUGGAAAAAAUGUUCCGGAACUUGAAAGCAGGUGUCCAAAAAAUUGACACUACGAAAGUUAAGUCAGAAAUGGAUGCGUUUAUCAAGUUUCUGGGAUUUACCAAUAUCAAAGAUACCACCAAAUCAUCACCACAACUUCCCGAUGUGUUAAAAAAAAUCAAAACAACGGAUAAUUUGAAGAAAUUCAAAGAGUUUAUAGCUUGUGUGAAAAGCGGACUGGACGUUGAUCCAGCAGAGCUUAAAAAUAUCACGGCUGAUAUCAUUGCCAAAAAAGAUACAUUGACGUUUGUUGGAUUAGAACAAGAAGCAAACAUGCACAAAUGUCUCCAUGACUUAAAAGAAGACUUAUCGAAACUUGCUCAGAUGAUUCAGCUGACUCAAAAACUUCGGAGCCUGGAUUCUAAAAAAAUCCAGAAGGUGGAAAACGCAGCGUCAUCACUGGGAACUGCUACUAAUGAGUUGAAAUCAGUUAAUUCAAUUCCGGAUUCGAUGAUGAAGGAUGCUAAAGAGAUCACAACGGAAAUCAACAAAUGGCCUGAAUCUCUGAAGUCAUCUGGAGAAAUCGGGCAGUCUGUGGCUCUGUUGUCCCACGCCAAUGAUUUUAAAACGUUGGUGUUAUCUGGAGAGCUUGAUAAGUUUGAUGCGCCCGUUCAGACACAGAUUACGGCCAUGAAGAAGGGCAAAGAGCAGGACACGAUCAAAACUCUAUGGGGAGACCAUAACAAGUUUGUGACCGAUCUUCAAGCAUCCAGCAAUCAGAUACAGUCAAUUGGUACGAGUCUGAAGUUGGCUGAGAUCAAGAAUUUCGAAGAUUACGGUACCGUAAUGAAGACGAGUCUCGAGGCGAUGAAAGAUGUGACGAUCGAUGUGAAGAAUAAGGUUGAGGCAUUGGAUACUCUCAUUUCAUUGCCAAAGGCACCUGCCGAGUUGGAGAAGAUCAAGAAGACGUUGCAACACUUGGGCUCGUUGGAUCUCACAUUCUCGAGUCACUCCUCCCAUUUCCAGAAGGUUCCAAAUGCUCUCAAGUCUCUCUACGAUUUCUUGGUCAAGUUUUCGAUCGAACCGACACAAGCUCCGCCUCCCCGGUCUGGGAAUGCACCACUGACAGGGCGAUCACCGGUCUAUUCUGGAUCAAACGGAGGAUCGAGUGGCGGCAAUGAUGAAGAUCGGGAGUCGCUGGAGAGAGAAGGAUUGCAAGAACGAAUCGGCCUCGGAGUUGUCAUUGGUGUUCUUCUCCUGCUAUUUAUCAUCUUAACAGGCUAUAAGUAUUUCACGAAACGUUUCAUCAAAAAACAACUGAGAGAAUGGAUCAAAGCACAACGAUAUCCGAGUGCGCCGACUGCUCAUCGACAUCACGACACAUGUCUGAAGACGAUCGUCAUCGAGACGGAGAAGUUUCGAGAGGAGAUGCAGAAGCAAUCGCAUGACUAUCUGCCAGAACGAAAGCAUCGAAAUCCCGGAAUUCUGUGUAACCCGGAGACUGCACUGCACAAACUGAAGAAGGACGGAGAGAAGAUGCCGAUUCACGCGAAUUUAGUCAAGUCGAAAAAUGGGAAGAGGUUUAUCGCUUGUCAGGCGCCAACCGACAAAUCCAAGGAUCACGACGACACGACAGAAGACUUUUGGCACAUGGUCGUAAAAGAGCGCUGUGACAAUGUGGUGAUGCUGUGCCAAUGCGUGGAGAGCAAAUCGAUCAAGUCGGCACAAUACUAUCCGGUUGCGGUUAACAAACCGAAAACGUGCGGAAGAUAUGAGAUCUCGCUGCUCGCCGAGCCAGGAAUCUUCAUGGAAUUCAAGGAUAUCAUUGUUCGACGAAUGCUGAUCAGGGAUACGACUAACAAACUCCGAAAACGCACCAUCAAUCACUACCAACACGUCGGCUGGGGUGAUCAAAAGUGUCCGCCGAAAGGAAAACACGAGGCUCUGUAUCAGUUGAUGAAGAAACUCGAAAGCAAAUGGAUCCCAGCACGUUUCCAAAGCCCAGUGGUGGUUCACUGCUCGAGCGGAAUCGGCCGUACAAUGACAUUCAUCGGAAUCCAUACUGUCUCGCAAGACGUGAUCCAUGAUGCGUCUGGCCCGUGGACCAAUCGACUUAACCUCUUGAGAGAAGCUCGUUGGCACGCCAUCCAAACCACCCGCCAAUCGUAUUGGCUUCAAAUGGCUGUUGCUCAUAAGCUGAAUUGGGAUUACAAGUUGGGAAUGGAUGAGGACUUGAAGGAACAACAGGCGAUGUUCUACGCGAUGGCGUUCCAGGAACAAGUGACACCCGAACUUGCGGCAGAAAGACAAAUGGAAAAGGAUAAGAAGGCGGAAGCGGCAGCGAAAGGACAGAAGUAUAAUACCACUCAGAAGGCGAGUCCCAUUCUUGGACAAGUCGUUUUGUAUUAG
Messenger RNA from Caenorhabditis remanei, 3798 nucleotides. RefSeq lists its product as uncharacterized. The record is from RefSeq and is a predicted model, not a curated record. Bases 1 to 3798 code for a protein of 1265 amino acids. Gene Ontology annotation, biological process: protein dephosphorylation. Gene Ontology annotation, molecular function: protein tyrosine phosphatase activity. The transcript is spliced from 10 exons. Lineage: Eukaryota; Metazoa; Nematoda; Chromadorea; Rhabditida; Rhabditidae.